Messenger RNA from Cicer arietinum (chickpea), 3676 nucleotides. Its product is annotated as 5'-3' exoribonuclease 4-like. Gene Ontology annotation, cellular component: nucleus. Gene Ontology annotation, molecular function: zinc ion binding; 5'-3' RNA exonuclease activity; RNA binding. The record is from RefSeq and is a predicted model, not a curated record. Gene Ontology annotation, biological process: nuclear-transcribed mRNA catabolic process. Lineage: Eukaryota; Viridiplantae; Streptophyta; Magnoliopsida; Fabales; Fabaceae.
GAAAAAUCCAAGUAGAAGUUUGGUAGGGGAUAACUUUAAGGAGGGCACUUUAGUAUCAUCGUCAUCAUUAAAGUAUUAAUCGGCCACCGCAUCCGCCCGUACAUUCUGAGAUCUUCAUUUUAUUUCUCUCUCUCCGUCUUUCCGGUCUUUCUGAACCGGACCAAACCGAGCCGUAAAAAUGGGAGUGCCAGCGUUUUACAGGUGGCUCGCGGAUCGGUACCCCCGAUCUAUUGUCGAUGUCGUGGAGGAUUCACCCACCGCUGCCGCAAGCGGUGUUCCGUUUCCCGUCGAUGUUUCUAAACCUAAUCCCAACGGCAUAGAGUUUGACAACUUGUACUUGGACAUGAACGGCAUAAUUCACCCUUGUUUUCACCCUGACGGCAAGCCAGCACCUGCUACCUAUGAUGAUGUAUUUAGAUCCAUCUUUGAUUACAUUGACCAUCUCUUUUCGUUGGUUCGCCCAAGGAAGCUUCUUUAUCUUGCAAUCGAUGGUGUUGCACCAAGAGCCAAAAUGAACCAGCAACGAUCUCGGCGUUUUCGAGCUGCAAAAGAUGCAGCUGAGGCUGAAGCUGAAGAGGAAAGGCUUAGGAAAGAAUUUUCCGAUCAGAUAGAACUUUUGACUUCUAAAGAGAAACCUGAGACUCAUGACUCAAAUGUCAUUACUCCUGGCACUCCAUUUAUGGCAGUGCUGUCGGUGGCACUUCAGUAUUACAUACAAACUAGAUUGAAUUACAAUCCUGGCUGGCGGAAUACAAAGGUCAUGCUUUCUGAUUCAAAUGUUCCUGGCGAGGGAGAACAUAAAAUAAUGGAAUAUAUUCGAUUACAACGUAACCUUCCUGGUUUCAAUCCAAAUACUCGGCAUUGUUUGUAUGGAUUAGAUGCUGAUUUGAUAAUGUUGUCCUUAGCUACACACGAGAUUCAUUUUUCAAUAUUGAGGGAGGUAAUUACUUUUCCUGGACAACAGGAGAAAUGUUAUAUGUGUGGCCAAGUUGGUCAUCUUGCAGCUGAGUGUCGCGGUAAGCCAGGUGAUAAAGCUGAUGACUGGAAUCCUGUUGAUGAUACCCCAAUUCACAAGAAAAAAUAUCAGUUUCUUCACAUUUGGGUGCUACGUGAAUAUUUGCAAUAUGAAAUGAUGAUUCCCGACCCUCCAUUUGAGAUUGACUUUGAGCGCAUAGUAGAUGAUUUUGUAUUCCUAUGCUUCUUUGUUGGCAAUGACUUUCUUCCGCAUAUGCCAACAUUAGAGAUACGUGAGGGGGCUGUGAAUUUAUUGAUGCACAUCUAUAGAAAGGAGUUCACUGCCAUGGGUGGUUAUCUUACUGAUGCCGGUGAGGUUUUCUUAGAGAGAGUGGAGAAUUUCAUUCAGUGCGUUGCUGUCCAUGAAGAUCAAAUAUUUCAGAAACGAGUUCGGAUUCAGCAGGCUCAAGAAUUUAAUGAAGGGAUGAAAGCUAGGGCAAGAGGAGAAAUGCCUGAAGAGCCACGGGCCUCAGCUGUAGAUAAGGUUAAGUUAGGAGAGCCUGGAUACACGGAAAGGUAUUAUGCUGAAAAGUUUGGUGCAUCUGAUCCAGAGGAGAUUGACAGAAUUAAAAAAGAUACAGUCUUGAAAUAUGUAGAAGGCCUUUGUUGGGUUUGCCGGUAUUACUAUCAGGGUGUCUGCUCAUGGCAGUGGUAUUACCCGUUCCAUUAUGCUCCUUUUGCUUCUGAUCUUAAAGAUUUAGCUGACCUGGAAAUAACUUUUUUUAUGGGAGAACCAUUCAAACCAUUUGAUCAGCUCAUGGGGACUCUACCCUCUUCAAGUUCAAGUGCACUGCCCGAAAGAUAUCGGGAUUUGAUGAUUGAUCCUUCAUCACCUAUUCUUCAAUUCUAUCCUUCUGAUUUUGAGAUUGAUAUGAAUGGCAAACGGUAUUCAUGGCAGGGGGUUGCCAAGCUGCCAUUCAUCGAUGAGAAGAAGUUGCUUACUGCCACAAGGAAGCUUGAAGGCACAUUAACGAAGGAGGAGCAGCAUCGAAAUAGUAAGAUGCUUGAUUUGCUUUAUGUCAGCUGUGCACAUAAGUUGGUUCCACAGAUCUUAUUCUAUUACCAUAAUUAUAGUCAUUUGCCUCUUCAAGAAAGACCUGUUCUGCCAAUUGACCACAGUGCUAGCGAUGGUAUGAAUGGAUUUUUGUGGUCAUUUGAAAGAAAUGUGUUCAGAACAGUUGUAUCCUCUCCCAUCAGAGGGUUUCAGGAUAUUGAGUGUAAUCAAGUUUUAAAUAUUACUUAUCUUAAUCCUCGUAGUCAUAGGCAUAUCCCAAAGCCUCCGGAUGGUGUAGUAAUGCCCAAAAAGAUAUUAAGAGCCCUUGAUAUUAAACCUCUUCCUAUGUUAUGGCAUGAAGACAAUAGUAGGCGGCAGCAAGGCAGACCAAGACCACAGGUACCUGGAGCAAUAGCUGGCCCUCAACUUGGAGAAGCAGCUCACCGUCUUGUCAGAAACUCCCUUCAGGUCAACAAUUCAUCCUAUGGAUUAUCGGACCAACUUCCAGGCCAUCAUACAAUGCACAGGGUCAGACCAACUGGAGCCUCUGGAUCUGGAAAAUAUUAUGGUGAGGAAACAAACAGUUAUUAUGGACAACAUUACAGUCCCCAGGGCCUAAUGAACAGGCCUAGAUUUCCGAUGCCGUCUAAUGGUGUGCCAAAUGACAGACAGAAUUUUAGAAUACAAGAUAGGUCGCAAUAUCAUGAACAGUUCCACAACAUGAAAACUGGAUUUCAUGCGUUGACAAUGGAUGAAGGUGUGAGACCUAGAUCAUCUGCAGUACCUUUACAAAAGACACCUGCAAUGAUGUUAAUGAGGCAGCCAAAUUCAGGGCACACAACCAAUCUACAACCCCAAUUUGUGCAGAAUAUUGGUCCUCCUAUACCACCUCCAAAUUGGAUUAGUAAAGCUCCAGAUACGAAUGGAAUAUAUGCUAGGCAUCAAGAAGCUGCAUUGGGAGGAGCUUAUGAUAAACCCAUAAAGAAGGUGUACCAAGUUAAAACCCGUCAGCCCCAAGAUAUGCCAGAGCAGGGGAAUCAAUGGUGAUUGUGGUGGAUUUUAUUUGUCUUAUUUGACUGGAGCAAUCUUGCUUCUCUCAGCCCCAGACUUGAGCUCAUACAAGUUCGUUACUGGAGUUUUAGGGGGCAUUUGUUUGACACCGUAAUGUAAUAGGCAGACAAAUGCUUAUCAAAAGCCAUCAAAGACAUUCUGCAGGGAAGGUGCGGCCAUUAUCUGCCACACUGCUUCUCCUCAAAUGUGGUCCAGGCUUGUUCCAGUUGGAAUGGUGCGAGAGCCAUGAGAUGUUCGUGGUUUUCCUACUUGGUCGAGGCCGAUGGAGGAAACGAAUUAGAUUAAUGUAAAUCAAGUGUGUUAUAAAAUGAUGCUGGGCUCGGGGACUUUUUAUCCUGUACGGUGCCUGAAUUGAACUGACAAUUGGAAAUAGUUUGGAGACACAAGUGAAAAGGCAAUUGUUGUCUUUCAUUUUUGUUCUUUGUUUCUGCUUUUUUAACCUUUAAUGUUAUGUAACGUUUGGUCGUCGUAGUAGGAUGAAUGUCCAAAAUUAUAUUAAAAAGAAUAUUGUUCACAGUUUAUCUGUUCGCCCUGCACUGAUUCAAAGCCAAAUUACAUAUUUUGAUGGUAUCUGUCUAAAUCAAUACACAAUUUCGU